AUGUCAAUGGCCUUCUUGGCACAAGUUCCUCCAGUCAUUCUUUCGAUUGUCUUAGUCCAGUGGAAAUUGGACGUUCCACAGAAGACUUUCAAACCUGGGCACUGCGAAUCCACUCGCGACAAGUUACGACGUAUCGACUUCAUCGGAGCGGUAUGCAUGAGUAUAACCAUCUUCACUGCGCUAUUCGUCCUGGACACUGGCGGACAGAAAUACGAUUGGAACCACCCCGUCAUCAUCACAUCCGCUUGCGUUGCUGUUAUCGGUGCUGGAACGUUUGUCGUAUACGAACGGUACUUCGCGAAAGAGUCAAUCUUUCCUGUCCAACUACUCACCCGCUACGUUGUUGGCACGUCUUAUGGAAUCCUUCUCCUGCAGAACUUUUCUCAGACCGCAGUCACCAAUAAUGCAUCGACUGGCGAAGCCGGCGCCUACCUCAUACCCUCUGUGGUUGGAAAUACAGUCGGUGGCCUCCUGACGGGGGCAUGGAUCAAGCGGACCGGAAGUUACAAAGCUCCUACCAUACUCGCGAGUGCCAGCUCAGCGUUGUCUUUCAUUCUUUUGCUCUUAUUCUGGCGUGGGCAUACCACAGUCUGGGGAUCCCUCCUAAUAUUCCCCGCCGGCUUUGCAACAGGCAUGGCUCAUUCGGCCGUGUUCGUUGGAUUGACAUCCGCAGUGGCGAAGGACGACGUAGCCAUUGCUGGCUCUGGCUUGUACCUGAGUGGUAACGUGGGGGGCGUUACGGGCGUGAGCGGGGCUGCUGCAGCCUUUCAAAUCGUUUUGCAGAUGGGCCUGAAUCAUGCCCUGGAGGGAAGGAAUGACGCAUCCGAGAUAGUCGAGAAGGCGACCUCUGAUAUCGCCUACAUUCAGCAUGUGGGCGACGGUCUUCGCGAGCUGCUAAUGCCGGCAUAUAUACACGCCACGCAGCAAGUAUUCGUGCUUGGGCUAGUCGCCUCCGUCAUCGCAUUUUCCAUCGCACUUGUCACGAAGGAGAGGAACCUGUUGAAAGCAAACUCGGCCGAGUAG
Alternaria ethzedia is the source of this 1023-nucleotide messenger RNA. RefSeq lists its product as uncharacterized. The record is from RefSeq and is a predicted model, not a curated record. Gene Ontology annotation, biological process: transmembrane transport; basic amino acid transport. NCBI's taxonomy places the organism in Eukaryota, Fungi, Ascomycota, Dothideomycetes, Pleosporales, Pleosporaceae. The transcript is spliced from 5 exons. The coding region runs from base 1 to 1023 and encodes 340 amino acids. Gene Ontology annotation, cellular component: fungal-type vacuole membrane. Gene Ontology annotation, molecular function: basic amino acid transmembrane transporter activity.